Molecule: messenger RNA, 411 nt
Organism: Protopolystoma xenopodis
Lineage: Eukaryota; Metazoa; Platyhelminthes; Monogenea; Polystomatidea; Polystomatidae
Source: the annotation of a GenBank genome assembly
AUGGACAUAGCUCCGGAAACGUUGACUCCGCCCGCUCUCUUUAAUUCUAAUAGUGCACUCGGUCAUUUUCCUUCUCUAACCUCUUCUGGACGUAUGUCAGUCUCGGCUCAACUUUCCGACUACCUCCGAUUACUUACUUAUCCUUGGACUAACCUCCAUAUUGCCCGGCUUUCCAGAUUCCUCCUCAACCAUUCAAUUUAUUUGAUGCCGGAGCGCCUCUUGCUUCCCCCGUCUGCGUUGGACUCCAGCUCGUCCGAACUAGAUUACCAGCCCCACAAUGAAGAGAGCCUUCUGAAUAAAUUAUCAGCCUCCUCAGACCAGGUAUUACUGAAAUGUUUUUCUGCUGGCUUGCUACUUUACGACUUCUUGUCCCUGUCACAACACGUUUUUAUUUUCCAAAUACUUUUUUAA